UUCGCCAGAAUACUACUUGCUGUUCAAGUCGGUAUGUGAGUCGGUUCGAUCUGGGUAUCGCAUCAUUUCUAGCGAGUGUCAAGGCAGUCGCUCACUUCAUUCAGUUGCAAGGAUUGGUGUUUUUAACACUGCUGUCUGCUAUCGUGGUUUAUUUGAUUCAGUUCUUUUGAACGUACUACUUCAAAUAUGGAAGAGCUCAACAAGGAUCAGAUUAUCAUCCUGAAAAAGGCAUUUGAAGCCUUCGACCACGAGAAGAAAGGAUGUAUUGGUACAGUCAUGGUUGGAACAAUCCUGGGAAUGUUGGGAAUGUCCGUUACAGAUGACAUGCUCAAAGACAUCAUUGAUGAAGUUGAUGUUGAUGGAUCGGGUGAGCUGGAGUUUGAGGAGUUCGUAACCCUGGCUUCCAGGUUCAUGGUUGAGGAAGACGCUGAAGCAAUGCAACAGGAACUUAAAGAAGCAUUCCGGUUAUACGACAAAGAAGGAAACGGCUACAUCACCACUGCAGUCUUGAGAGAGAUUCUUCGGGAGCUUGAUGAUAAGAUAAGCGCCGAAGAGUUGGAUAUGAUGAUUGAAGAAAUUGACUCGGAUGGUUCAGGCACCGUUGAUUUUGAUGAGUUUAUGGAGGUGAUGACGGGUGGUGAUGACGAGAGAUAAGAUAAUUGAGUUGGUUGAGUUUUUAUUACGUAUGGAUUAACUGUUUUCAAUAAAAUUUACUGUGUA
This is a messenger RNA of Pieris napi, 720 nucleotides long. It is a transcript of the gene TpnC41C, whose product is annotated as troponin C, isoallergen Bla g 6.0101. The transcript is spliced from 6 exons. Bases 187 to 654 code for a protein of 155 amino acids. The record is from RefSeq and is a predicted model, not a curated record. Gene Ontology annotation, molecular function: enzyme regulator activity; calcium ion binding. NCBI's taxonomy places the organism in Eukaryota, Metazoa, Arthropoda, Insecta, Lepidoptera, Pieridae.